This is a messenger RNA of Orbilia oligospora ATCC 24927, 1908 nucleotides long. RefSeq lists its product as uncharacterized. Lineage: Eukaryota; Fungi; Ascomycota; Orbiliomycetes; Orbiliales; Orbiliaceae. The transcript has 6 exons. The record is from RefSeq and is a predicted model, not a curated record. The coding region runs from base 1 to 1908 and encodes 635 amino acids.
AUGAUUUUAAGCAGCCUCCCGAAAAUAUGGUUUCUUCUCCUCGCGGGAGCCUGGUUCCCCCUUGGCUCACUAGCUGUACCGUCUGCAGAUGCAGAUGCGGCACCAAUAGCGGGUUUUUGGGACUGGUUUGGUAGUGACAAACCAAAAGCUGCUCCAGUAGCCCCGGCCCCAGCAGCAGCAGCCCCAGCAGCCCCCGCCCCGCCUGCGGCACCCCCAGCCCCGAGCUACCAGAUCCAAGAUAUAGUUCCUGUCACAGCAAGGCCUCCGAGUGCAGCGGACGAUACGGUCUACCCGAACAUGAUGUCCGACCGGAAAUCAUCAGCACCCAUCAUAAGCGCGCUUAUCGAGUUUUUCAGUGAUGAGUACCGGAAAGCUAGUAUAUCAAUUCACUUCAAAGUCGAGGAUAUUGGCAGAUGUGUUCAGUGGGUAGCCAAAGCUCGAAAUUCUGCAACUGAGAAAGAUAUUCUUUUCGACACUGGAAGCAACCGUCUCAUGUGGGCUACAAAAUUUUCGUUUGACAACAAUCCUUCCACUUUUGAUGAACGCGGGCAUUCUUGGGCACGAAAUGUCGCUUUCUUUAGCGAUAGGUAUUGUAGAACUAUGAUUGGAGUUCAACAAAUGGAUCACUCUGGUGUUUUGGAGAGACCUGCUAUGUUCAGCAUGCAGCAAGCUGAUAUCAGAGGAGAUCAAGGCAGAGCUAAUUCAGUUGGAAUCCCACGUGGGCACUGUACUAAGACUAGCACUCUCGGAGCAAGCACUAUCUUCGUUACUGAGACCGCUGUUAUAACUACAUUUAUAACUCCUACGGUUACUAUCUUGGCAACUCGAACUUUUAGCAAUACAUCUAUUUCAACUGUUAACGAAGCUCCUACGGAAACCGAUACGUCAUUUUCGUUUGAAAUCACUUCUUUUACCACUACAAUUCCAACUAUCACAGUUACUGGGGCUCCGAUAACAGUUACCGCAUCAGAGAGAAGAAAUAGAAAGAGGUUCCAGGCCCGUGGUUACCCUCUUCUAGAUCCGGACUGCUCUUGCUUCUUGACGAGUACAUGCACGGUCACUGUUACCCCAGACCCAGGAGUCACUGUCGUCGAGACUACGUAUACGACCACUACGACCACUGAAUACAAAACUAUCACUUUUAACUCCACGGUCUCAACUACGAUAGUUGCGACUACAAGUACGACAACGGCUGUUGGAAACGCAACUGUCACGUUCUUGACGACCGAAGUACUCACUGGCAGUGAUAUCUCAACUGUUGGUUCCACAACUGUGACUGUUCAAUCUACUGUUACCGCACCUGCCGUCCAACUUUCCUCUCCAACCGCAAUAUUCGGAGACCCUGUUGAGGGUAGCCCCAGAAAUUAUGACGAUAUCUGGUCAUUAGUCACUGUCCCCUUCCCUAUCGAAAUUUAUAAUGUUUCAUCCUCCAGGAUCUACGUUUCAGUCAAUGGUUUCAUCUCUCUUGACGAAGAACCAGGAACAUCGUUCAUAAACAGCCAAUUACCCGUCGCAGAUGAUGUAUCCGGUGCAAAUAGGUUACCAAAUACCGCUGCCGUUGCACUUUGGGAUGAUCUAUAUAUCUAUGCUAGAACGCAGCAAGGUGUAUUCUACCAAAUUGACGGAACUACACCGGGGAGCAGAGUACUCUCCUUUGAAUUCUAUACGAGUGCUUAUAGGAGGAGUGCGGAAUUCUUUCACUUCUUGAUUAGGUAUGAGGAAGCCAAGCCAAAUAUAUUGACAUAUAAAUAUUUCGAGGUAUCUGGUGGAGGUGUUUCUGCGACUAUUGGGGCGCAAAGUAGGUCACAGAAUUUAUGGGUUCAAUGGAGUUCGGAUCAAGCGGAUGCGGUUAGUAAUGGACAGAGCCUGUUGGUGGAUACUAUCGCGAACAUUAUAACUUCUGUUUAA